AAUCCGCCAUUGUUGUUGUUCCUCUGAGCUUUUUUUUUCUUCUCUCACCACUCACCGCCGCCGCCGCAGCCGCCGUCCAUGGAAAUUUCUUGACCUACCACAUAUAAUAUAAAAAGCAAAUACUCUACCAGUACUAGUAAAAUUACUCCACCAUGGUUUCGAUAGAAGAUUCUCGCUCCCACUCACACUCAAACCCCAAUAUUAGCUACAACCAAACACGGCCUUACUACUACUACACUCCGCCGCCGUCCUCCGCCAAAAUAAGCCGCUCGAUGGGGAGGUCCAUGCGCACAAUCCGGUCCAACAUCUUCAGCGCCGAUAACUCCGGUCCAAUCCGAGAGGUAUCCCCAAAUGUUUCAGAGAAUCUUACGGAUUCGGUUAUCGACAUCCGAUUGGGGGAGCUCGCGAAUAAAUCGUCUGGUAAUUCGAAAAGUCCGUCGUCCUCCGAUUUAGAUGAUAUAUUGGAUAUCUCACAAGCAUUCAGUGAUUUCUCGGCGUGCUCCAGCGAUAUUUCCGGGGAGCUCCAGCGGCUCUCCAGUCUCCCCGAUCCCGGCGUGAGUCAGGCCACCAGCUCCGAUCCCGAGCCGGAGCCUUGUUCCGGUUUCCUACAGAGGGAAACGUUCUCGACGGAGAUCAUCGAGAGCAUCUCGCCGGAAGACCUUCAGCCUACCGUGAAACUCUGCGUCGACGGGCUGCAAUCGUCGUCAAUUGCUGUGAAAAGGUCGGCGGCGGCGAAGCUGCGGCUGUUGGCUAAGAAUCGAGCCGACAAUCGUGCCCUAAUUGGAGAAUCCGGUGCCGUACCCGCUCUGAUUCCGCUUCUCCGCUGCUCCGACCCGAUGACCCAGGAGAACGCCGUCACGGCGCUACUGAAUCUCUCCCUCCUCGAGAGCAACAAACGCGUGAUAACACACGCCGGCGCUAUCAAAUCCUUGAUCUACGUUUUGAAAACGGGAACCGAGACUUCGAAGCAGAACGCCGCGUGCGCGCUGCUGAGCUUGGCUCUGGUGGACGAGUACAAGCUGUCGAUCGGCGCCUCCGGCGCGAUACCCCCGCUGGUGGCGUUGCUGAUAAACGGGUCCAGCAGAGGGAAAAAGGACGCUCUGACAACGCUGUACAAGUUGUGCUCGGUGAAGCUGAAUAAGGAGAGAGCGGUGGCUGCCGGUGUGGUGAGGCCGCUGGUGGAGCUUGUGUCGGAGCAAGGGGCCGGAUUGACGGAGAAGGCCAUGGUGGUGCUGAGCAGCUUGGCCUCGGCGGAGAUCGGACGGGAGGCAAUCGUGGAGGAAGGCGGGAUCGCGGCGUUGGUGGAGGCGAUUGAGGAUGCGAGUGACAAAGGGAAGGAGUUUGCUGUUCUGACAUUGCUGCAGCUGUGCGUGGACUGUGUUAGGAACAGGGGAUUGCUUGUCAGGGAAGGCGGAAUUCCGCCAUUGGUGUCCUUAUCGCAGACUGGAACAGCCAAAGCUAAGCACAAGGCUGAAACUCUUCUUGGCUACUUGAGAGAACCCAGACAGGAAGCUUCAUCUUCUUCAACUCCAUAAACAAUUAGAGGGAGGAGGUAUCAUAAUAUUAUAUUAUAUAUAUUAAUUGUAUUUCCCUUGUUUUGUUUUUUGGCUUGCUUUGCUGUUGGCUGUAUAUAGCAAGUGUUUUUGAUUUGUUCUUUGUACAGAGUGUUUUCAAGUAAUUUUGAGAGUUUAAAUAUUCUAAACAAAAAUUAGGGGAUAAGUAUGUAGAAGCUACUAGUAGCUAACUAGUGCUGACGGAGCUAAUUAACAAGUCGUAACUGUGGGUUAUGCUGUUGUUGACUUGUCUUUUUUUUUUCUGUUUUGGGUUUAUUAUCUAUCACCCCCUUGGUUUUUUUUGGGGAGAUGAGAAUCUGUGUGUGAAGGUUUUGCUAAUUGUUUGAUUCAGACACAAACUCAAAAAAGUUUAGAAUGCUUUUAUUUUAUUUGGUUUGUAAUAUUAUCACCUAUAUACUCCAUCUUUCUGUAAAGUUUUGUGCUUUAUCUUUAA
Molecule: messenger RNA, 2007 nt
Organism: Erythranthe guttata (spotted monkey flower)
Lineage: Eukaryota; Viridiplantae; Streptophyta; Magnoliopsida; Lamiales; Phrymaceae
Product: ARM repeat superfamily protein
Molecular function (GO): protein binding
Source: RefSeq, a predicted model, not a curated record